Messenger RNA from Exserohilum turcica Et28A, 1239 nucleotides. RefSeq lists its product as uncharacterized. The coding region runs from base 1 to 1239 and encodes 412 amino acids. Lineage: Eukaryota; Fungi; Ascomycota; Dothideomycetes; Pleosporales; Pleosporaceae. The transcript is spliced from 2 exons. The record is from RefSeq and is a predicted model, not a curated record.
AUGAGCCCCAUUCCCGACAUGGACUGGAAGGAGCACCAGGUCGUGCCAAAGCCCUCGGAUCCGAAUGAGCUGGUCCUUGAGGCAUGGGCCCAGGGCUACCUGGUCGGCUCGCUUGUCAUCAUGGCCUUCAUCACCCUCGCCAACAUGCGCCGAGGCGUCCUCCUGCACAAGCUCAUCCUCGGCCUAUGGCAGGGCUUCUGGCUCUUCUUCCCCAGCCCCAUCUAUGCCUGGUGGCUGUCUAUCGCCGCCAUAUUCCUCAACGCCUCGUGGUCGCUGCACAAUGUCAUCGCCUGGAUGAAGAUCAAGCCCUUCUUUUCCAACCCCAUUAGCUACUUCUUCAUUGGCACCGUCAUCCUCGCCCAGCCUUACUGGGUCCUCGAGAUUUACGCAAACUUUGCCUACUUCCAUGGCGUAAACAAGCUCUUCCUGGAUACCAGGCCAUACGAGGCUCUCUGCCGCGAUCCCUGGUGGAUCUUCACUACCGUCUACCUCUUCUGGGUCAUCAAGACGCAAUACGAGCUGAGCAUCAAGGAAAUCAUUCGCAUCUCCCCGCGCUUCGGCAUCAUGCUCUUCUCCAUGAUCCUGAGCAUAGUCUUCAUCGUGCUCGACAUUCUGUCCGUCACCAAGGCCAUCAAUCUCCACGGUCCUACAGGCAUCAACCCCUUCUGGAAAUUAGCCUUCGUCUUCAAAUGCCUGACAGACUCGGUUGUCCUCGACGACUUCAAGGUUGCCCUCGACCGCUUGCGCGCUUUCCGUAUCAGUCGCCUGGGCAGCUUUUCCGGUGACAUGAGCGACAGUCGCAGCCGCAACGCAAACAACCUCGUCGCUACCUGGGAAGAAAUGGAAAGAGAAGCAAACGCUUUGCAAAACGUCCGCAGCCCAGACGGCGACUACAUACACGCCAGCAAUUUUCCCUUUAAGCCUAAGCGGGCGCACAGGCAACACAAAGACUCAGUCAUGUUUCCAAACCAAACUGACUUUCAUGACUCCAAUGCUGGCUUGGAGCCCGAGGACAUAGUUCCCAGCGCCUUGACUGAUGAGCCUAUACGGCCAUUGGACAGUCCACACCACCCGCACAAGAAGCAAUACCACUUUGCCAACGACACGCACAACCACAAUCGAAGAGACAUGGUCGCCGAGAAUGACUACGCCGAAGCCAUGCGUGACAUGCACCGCGACAGCGUAUCCACCCCAACACGAGCGAGCAACUCGCCCAACCGAUCUAUGCCUUCUGGAUAA